AUGGGGGUCCCAUCGCUGCUGCCGCUGCUGCUGCUGCUGCUGCUGACGGGACGUCGAGUGCAAUCAGCAGCAGCAGUGGUGGUGCCACAGAAGGAGAUAGGAGAUGGUUCCUUUGACUCGCCCAUUGGAGUCACGCUGAGCCAGAGCAACCCUGCUGACAUCCUGCGCCCGUCCUCCGUGGAAGAUUCCUUCUUUUCAGGCUAUGGCACAUGCACCACUGGCAGCUAUGGCAUCGCUCUCGUGACCAACAAGCCGGGAGGCUACUGGAACACGGCCUUCUUUGUGCAGAACAACUCAUUCGCGUCGGGCAGCAAGAGAUUUUGGGCCACGCCGAACCCGCCUGCCACCACUCCCCCCAGGGGGAGUCUCAUCGCGCGAUUCUACGCUCUCAGGGAUCUCGACGGAUCUCUCCUCGGCACGCCAGGCGCCUUCGCAGUCGCGCCCUUCUCCCCCAUCCUGCCGCCCGCCUCAAUCCGCCCCAGCCUGUGUCAGUACCGGGCUGAGAGUGCUGUGUGGCAGUGCCAGUCGGUGUGCUACAGGGCAGUGGGCGUGUUUUACUAUGAACCCGGUGUGCGGCCCAACGGGAUGCAGGGCCUUCCAGCUAAAGUGCUCCGGCCUUAUAGCUACAUCAACAUAACGCGUGAGGAAGACGGGGAGACCUUCACAGCAUACGGCACAGACAACGACAACCCUGACAGCCGCCCUGCUGACCCCAAGCGCACCGCCUACCGUUACGUUACCGCGUCGCUGCUUGCUGGGUACACGUACCGGUUCACGAUUAUCCCUGCCCCCACCAACAGCCUCUUCUAUCCCACAUGGGCUCAGGUGCGUGAGUGGGAUUGGGUAUGA
Messenger RNA from Closterium sp. Yama58-4, 849 nucleotides. Lineage: Eukaryota; Viridiplantae; Streptophyta; Zygnematophyceae; Desmidiales; Closteriaceae. The record is from the annotation of a GenBank genome assembly.